Messenger RNA from Thelazia callipaeda (thelaziosis nematode), 3507 nucleotides. Lineage: Eukaryota; Metazoa; Nematoda; Chromadorea; Rhabditida; Thelaziidae. The record is from the annotation of a GenBank genome assembly.
AAAGCAUUUGUUUUGAGUUUGAUGAAAAUUUUCCAGUUACGAUAUGCUAAACAACGCGAUUACAUUUUUCUUGCUACCGGUAUGACAUUAUCAGUUAUCAGUGGAACAUUAACUCCUCUUAGCUCAGUUUUCUUUAAAGGAAUGACAGAUGCCUUAAUGACAGGUCAAGCACAUCUUGAAAAUGGUACUUUUAAUGUGGAAACAUACACCAAUUCUGUUCUCACAUACGUCUAUCUGUAUGCAGUUCUAGGAGUAAUUUCUUUUUUUAGUUCAAUGAGUUGUCUAUUUGUGUUAUCUGAACGGCAAGCUAAUGAAAUUCGUAAACAUUAUUUCGCUGCACUACUCAGACAACAAAUGGUUUGGUAUGACAAACACGAUUCUGGCACACUCACAAAUACUAUCUCUUUAGGAAUAGAUCGAAUUAGAGAUGGUAUGGGAGAUAAGUUUGGCGUUCUUCUACAAGCUUCUACAAGUUUCAUCGUUGGUAUCAUCAUUGGUUUCUGCUACAGUUGGCAGAUGACAUUACUGAUGUUAUCAAUUAUACCUUUUAUUAUAAUAUCUUUAUUCGGUUCAGCUAAGACCCUGUCAAUAAUGACUAGACGGCAAAUAGAAGCUUACGGUCUAGCAGGUGCAAUUGCGAAUGAGGUAAUCAGUAAUAUUCGAACAGUUACUUCAUUCAAUGCUCAAUAUGCUGAAGUAACUAGGUAUGGAGAUCGACUGAGACGGGCUCAAAAUGUCGGCAUAAAAGGUGUACUGAUCACCGGUAUCUUCACGGGUUUCUUUGUUUUCAUAAUUUUUGCCUCAAUGGGACUAGUUUUUUGGCAUGGAACGAAUUUGGUUUUGGAAAAUAAAAUGACUCCUGGCAUGGUAUUUGCUGUGUUUUGGGCUGUGCUAGGGGGAUCAAUGCGUCUAGGCCAAGCUAUUCCUCAAAUUGGAGUCAUUAUUUCUUCAAAAUUAGCUGCUGGCGAAAUAUUUCAUACUAUUGAUGCUAAACCAGAAAUUGAUUGCAUGUCAUUCAAGGGUUUAACUCAGCCAUCUCUACUUGGUUGUAUUGAGCUCAAAGACAUCCAUUUCCGUUAUCCUACUCGACCAGAAGUUAAAGUUUUGAAUGGCAUUUCAUUUAAGGUAAGUCCUGGAAGUGCAGUAGCAUUAGUUGGUCACAGUGGUUGCGGCAAGUCAACCAUAUUCGGAUUGUUGUUGAGAUUCUAUGAACAAGAUGCUGGAUUAAUUACUAUUGACGGUAUACCAAUUAGCGAUUUUAAUAUUCAGUGGUUACGGAGACAAAUUGCAGUUGUUUCACAAGAACCAGUACUGUUUGCAGCAACCAUUGAAGAAAAUUUAAAGUUGGGUGAUGAAUCUUUAACUGAAGAUGCCAUAACUGAAGCUUGCAUCUUGGCCAAUGCUCAUGAAUUCAUUAUGAAACUACCGAAGGGUUAUAAAACGUUAAUUGGUGUUGGUGGUAUACAAUUAUCGGGUGGACAAAAGCAACGAAUUGCCAUUGCUCGAGCUCUGGUUCGUGACCCUAAGAUUUUGUUGCUUGAUGAAGCAACAAGUGCUUUGGAUUCUGAAAGUGAACUUGCUGUUCGGCUUGCACUCAAUAAAGUAAGAGCAGGUCGAACUACCAUUACGAUUGCUCAUCGCAUGUCAACAAUACGUAACGCAGAUCGGAUAAUCGUUUUCAACAACGGUAUGAUAGCAGAAAGUGGAACACAUGAGGAAUUAAUGGAAUUAAACGGUAUUUACGAACGACUUGUAAGAGCACAUGAAUUCAAAAAAGGCAACGAUGAAUUCAUCGAAAAUGGUACUUUGAUCAAUUCGUAUAAUAGUUUAAUUAUUUCAGAAUUACCACUUUUGAUUCUGGCUUUAAUAUUCACAUUAAUAAGAGGUUUAUCCUGGCCACUCUUCUCUAUGAUUUAUGGCCGAACAUUUUUAGUAAACAGAGAAAAAGUGAAAGAAAAUAUGCUCAUAAAUACAAUAUUGUAUGGGAUUCUGGCAGUGGUUGCCGGUUUCUGCACAUUUUCUUCCGGAAUAUUGUUUGGUAUUGUUGGUGAACGAAUUUCAACGAGACUUCGAAUCGCUGUUUAUAUAAAUAUUUUACGACAAGAUGCAGCAUUCUUUGAUAGCGACUAUCAUUCUACAAGCAGAUUGACUACGCGCCUUGCAAAUGAUGCACAAAAUGUUAAAGCAGCUAUUGACCAACGCUUAGCAGAAGUUUUGCAAGGUAUUGUUUCACUUGUUGCUGGUAUUAUCGUUGCAUUUUCGUUCGGAUGGAAUAUGGCACCAAUCGGUAUAAUUACCUGCGCUAUUCUGAUAAUUCUACAAAGUGCUGUUUCCCAGUACAUUAAAUUCCGUGGUCAGAAAGAUAUCAAAGUUGCUGAAAAAUUAGCUUCUGAAUCAAUUGAGAAUGUUCGAACUGUACAGUCUCUGACUAUUCAAAAGAAGUUAUACGAUACUUUUUGUCAUCUAUCACAAAAACCUUACAAACGAGCAAUUAUACGAGGUAUGUGGCAAUCUGUUAGCUAUGGCAUGUCAAGCAGUUUCAUGCAGUUCAACUUUGCUAUUGCUUACUUAUUCGGUCUUUGGCUAGUUCAGAAUUCUUGGUCUCAACCAUAUAUCGUUUUCCAAGUAAUAGAAGCAUUGAAUAUCGCAUCAAUUAUUGUACUCGCAGCAGCAUCCUUUUUUCCGGAAUAUGUACGAGCAAGUCUUUCAGCAGGUUUGAUGUUCCACCUGAAAAAUCGCUCACCAAUUAUUGAUAAUUUAUCAGAGCCCGUAGAAGGAAAUGUUCAGUUCCAGAGUGUAAACUUUUCUUAUCCAAUUCGACCACAGCGCUUUGUACUAAAUGAAUUUUCAUUCAAUGCCAAUUUCGGUCAGAAAAUUGCAUUGGUAGGACCGAGUGGAUGUGGUAAAAGUACUGCGGUGUCACUAAUCGAGCGGUUUUAUGACGUUGCUCAAGGGAUUUUGUUAAUCGAUGGACAAGACAUCAGAACUUACAAUAUCCGUCACUUGAGAUCUCACAUCGCUUUGGUAGGUCAAGAACCAACUUUAUUUAACAUGAGUAUUGGAGAUAAUAUCGCCUAUGGCCUCGAUCAUGCUUCUUUCGAGGAAAUUGAAGCGGCUGCUAAAUCUGUUAAUAUCCAUACAUUUAUUACCGCUUUACCAAAGGGUUAUGAUACCAUCGUUGGUGGGAAAGGAAAUCAGCUUUCCGGCGGACAAAAGCAGCGAAUAGCCAUUGCAAGAGCAAUCAUUCGAAACCCAAAAAUUUUGCUCCUUGAUGAAGCAACAAGUGCUUUAGAUAGUGAAAGCGAAAAGGCGGUUCAAGAAGCACUUGAAUUAGCACGACGUGGCCGUACAUGCAUUGUGAUCGCGCAUCGCUUGUGUACGAUUCAAAACGCAGAUUUAAUCAUAGUAGUGGAAGACGGAAAAGUUGUAGAAAGUGGUAACCAUGCACAGUUACUAACUCGAAAAGGCCUCUACUAUCGUCUUGUUGAAAAACAAAAUGUUUUGUAA